CACUUCCUACUAGCUAGCUAGUCAGUGAUAAACCGAAAUAACCCUGAUAAGCUUGUCUAUGCUCUGCGGCUUUUGGAAACUAUCGUUUUUAUUUUUCUUUAGCAGUGUGAAUACCAAAACACAAGAACGAAAGUGUGUUCAGUAAUUCAUUCUAUUUAAUUUAGUAAACUGGAUGGUUUGCUCUCGUGAAGACUGAAGGGUGAAGGCAACCAAGUUAAGCGCUGCGAUGGCAUAUGUUCGGGCAACGUCAGACGGUAGUUAAAGUUAAACAGACGAGAAGAGAAUGAAGUCACAGGGACAUGGAGCAAAGGACGGCUGUCAUUAUUAAGGCUUUUUCAGCAUCUCCUCCAGACAUGACGUUCAACACUGGGCUGUAGAGACACAAGCUUGACCUGAAGAGCAACGUUACUUCUUUUUAAAGCUUUAGGUAUUGAAUAAAUGCCAGGCCUGUCAAUGAAGGAGAAAAGCGAGUGGGUCCCAACGAUUCCAUCUUACCCAUAAUGCCAUCGUCCACGCGAAAAGGAACAGUGAAGGAUCCAGAGUUUGCCGAUCUCUUCUUCAAAGAGGACCCCGAAGAUGUAUUCUGCGACCUCCACGAGAUCGGCCAUGGGAGUUUCGGGGCAGUCUACUUUGCCCGGAACUCCUACACCAGUGAGGUGGUGGCCAUUAAGAAGAUGUCCUACAAUGGCAAACAGACCACCGAGAAAUGGCAGGACAUCAUCAAAGAGGUGAAGUUUCUGGAACAGCUGAGACACCCCAACACCAUCGAGUACAAAGGCUGCUACUUAAAGGACAACACUGCCUGGUUAGUAAUGGAGUACUGUUUGGGCUCUGCUUCCGAUCUACUAGAGGUUCACAAGAAACCACUCCAAGAGGUGGAAAUCGCUGCCAUAACCCAUGGUGCCUUGCUGGGACUAGCUUAUCUACAUUCCCACAACAUGAUUCACAGGGAUGUGAAGGCUGGAAACAUCCUGCUGACUGAGCCAGGCCAAGUCAAGCUGGCCGACUUUGGCUCAGCGUCCAUCUCCUCUCCGGCCAACUCCUUUGUGGGGACGCCGUACUGGAUGGCCCCAGAGGUGAUUUUGGCCAUGGAUGAGGGGCAAUACGAAGGGAAGGUGGACAUCUGGUCCCUGGGCAUCACCUGUAUAGAGCUGGCGGAACGCAAGCCUCCCCUGUUCAACAUGAACGCUAUGAGUGCCUUAUAUCACAUCGCCCAGAACGACUCUCCCACACUCCAGUCCAACGAGUGGUCUGAACCCUUCCGGAACUUCGUCGACUACUGCCUACUAAAAAUUCCUCAGGAUAGACCCUCCUCUGCCGAGCUACUGAGACAUGAUUUUGUGCGGCGGGAGCGUUCCCCCCGGGUCCUCGUCGACCUCAUCCAGCGGACCAAGGAUGCGGUGCGUGAGCUGGACAACCUGCAGUACCGCAAGAUGAAGAAGAUCCUCUACCAGGAGAAACACAAUGGACCAAUGGGAGAAUCCCAAGAGGAAGAGGAGGAUGGAGAGCAGGCCAGCUGUAAGGUGAACAGCCUGGGCAGCAACCACUCCAUCCCCAGCACCUCGGUCAGCACAGGCAGCCAGAGCAGCAGCAUCAGCAGCAUCCAGGAGGUCCUGGACGAGAGUGCCGACCUGCCCAUGAUGCACUAUGACAGCACACUGGAGCCUUCUCAACACCCCAAAAAGGAUCAUCAGUUCAUCCGGGAUGACGUCACGCAUCGCGAGGCGCGGGCCGAGGGGCGUCCAUCUUCCUCCGACAAGAGCCAGGCCCACAACUACAAGAACCGCGAGCGUUUCGCCACCAUCAAGUCUGCCUCGCUGGUCACCCGUCAGAUCCACGAGCAUGAGCAGGAGAACGAGCUGCGGGAGCAGAUGUCGGGCUACAAGCGCAUGCGGCGGCAGCACCAGAAGCAGCUCAUCGCGCAGGAGAACAAGCUCAAGACGGAGAUGGACGAGCACCGGCUCAAGCUGCAGAAGGAGGUGGAGACGCAGGCCAACAACGCCUUCAUCGAGCUGGAGAAACUGGCCAAGAAGCACGUCAUCCACACGGAGAAGGAGAUGAAAACGGCUGCCGCUGAUGAGAAGAAGUUCCAGCAGCAGAUUGUGGCCCAGCAGAAGAAGGAGCUGACCACCUUCUUGGAUAAUCAGAAAAAGCAGUACAAACUCUGCAAGGAGAAGAUUAAAGAGGAGAUGAACGAGGACCACAGCACUCCCAAGAAGGAGAAGCAGGAGCGCCUGUCCAAACACAAGGAGAACAUCCAGCACUCCCAGGCCGAGGAGGAGGCGCACCUGCUCAACCAGCAGCGGGUCUACUACGACAGGAACUGCCGCGCCUUCAAGCGCAAGAUCACGACCAAGAGGCACGAGAUGGAGCAGGAGCAGAUCAGAGAGGAGCUAAACAAGAAGAAGACACAGAAGGAGAUGGAGCACGCCAUGUUGAUCCGUCACGACGAGUCCACACAGGAGCUAGAGCACCGGCAGCUCAAGGCCCUGCAGAAGCUGCGCAUGGAUCUGAUCCGCCAGCAGCACCAGCGAGAACUCGAAAACCAGAUCGAGUACAACAACAGGCGCGAACGCGAGCUCCACCGCAAGCACGUUCUCGAGCUCCGGCAGCAGCCCAAGAACCUCAAGGUGCUGGAGCUGCAGAUCAAGAAACAGUUCCAGGACACGUGCAAGGUCCAGACCAAGCAGUACAAGGCCCUUCGGCACCACCAGCUGGAGAUCACCCCCAAGAGCGAGCACAAGGCCGUGCUCAAGGCUCUCAAGGACGAGCAGACGCGCAAACUGGCCAUCCUGGCCGAGCAGUACGAGCAGAGCAUCAACGAGAUGAUGGCGUCGCAAGCGCUGCGUCUGGAUGAGGCUCAGGAGGCUGAGUGCCAGGCUCUGAGGCACCAGCUCCAGCAGGAGAUGGAGUUGCUCAACGCCUACCAGAGCAAGAUCAAGAUGCAGACCGAGGCCCAGCACGAGCGCGAGCAGCAGAAACUAGAGCAGAAGGUGUCACUGCGCAGAGCCCAUCUGGAGCAGAAGAUUGAAGAGGAGCUGGCCUCCCUUCAAAAGGAGAGAACUGAUCGCAUCAAGCACCUGCUGGAGAGGCAGGAGAGAGAGAUUGACACGUUUGAUAUGGAGAGCGUGCGUCUCGGCGUGGGCAACCUUGGUGCUUUAGACUAUCCCAAGGACGAUUACAGAUGAGACCAGACUCUGCCAUAACCCCCCCCCCCCUCCUGCUCUUCUCCAGUAGGAUGACUGGUUGGUUAAUGUUAACGACGUACUUUUUUUUUUUUUUUGGUGUUUGUUGUUUUUUGCUACUGACAUCACUUCUCGGACGAGUGCCUGUACUGUCCUGCACCACCCCAUCAGGGCCCCUCCUCUUGUCAUGCCACAAGAUAAAUGCUGGAUGACUCCCACAGUUGUUGUUUCUUACAAAAAAAAAAAAAACGAAGAAAAAAAAACAAAAGCAAAAAAAGUUUUAAAAAAUUCGAAAAGGAAGAAAAAAAAAAGAAUGUCAGUGUUCAGUGUUUCUCGUGCAAUGAUAUCACAUUUAGUGCAAAACAAAGAAAACAUGAGAGAUCAAGCAAUACAGAGUAAAUUUGGUGUUCUCAUUUAACAAACAACAACAAAAAAAGAAAUCACACUUUCUCCUUUCUGUCAGUCUGUGCUAAGCAAAGCAGAGCAUCAAGACUCCUGCAAUGCAGCCUUAUCCUCACACCACUCAAAUCUGUAUUUGCUAUUUAUUCACCUGGAUAAACAAACAAACAAACAUUUUUACAAGGGGUUGGGCAAUUUGAUAGGUUUGCAUAUAAAGUGUACAUAUUGAUAGAUGCAUCUAUGACUUCCGGGGUGACGGGGUGGGAUUUGUUGCAUCUCCGCUGUACUAUGUGGUCAUUUUUCUGCAUUGGCAGUUAAAAUGUGAAACAAAACCAUAUGUGAAUCCCCACUCCCGAGUAGCACAAAGGGCUGCAGUGAGGGACAGUGUAUUUUGUGUAUAGAUGGAUUUAUGGAGAGCUUUGACUUAUUUUCCUAUUGUAUUUUAUCUGGUGUUGAAAUCGAUUUUUUAAAAAGGACUGAUGAUUCUCUUCUUCCUCCCUCCCCACCUCCUCCACAUCCACAUUCAGUAUUCCAAGUUGAAUCAUCAAUGGAAUCUUCACUUGAAAUUCCAUCGGAAUCAGUUUUUUUUUUUUUUUCUUCUUUGCUUUAACCUCAUUCUCAAGCUGUGUAUUUUCUUACGAUUAAAAUCCGAUCGGUAAAAAAAAAAAAUGCUUUUAUUGCAUGCACUUUAAAUUUGUUUUCAGGUUAAGAGAAGCAUGAAUCUGUCAGAGCUUUUAAUUAUAUUUGUAAAUAAAGUGCUCACCCACAGAAAGUGUUUCAAAGCU
Sardina pilchardus (European sardine) is the source of this 4369-nucleotide messenger RNA. It is a transcript of the gene taok3a, whose product is annotated as TAO kinase 3a. Bases 501 to 3188 code for a protein of 895 amino acids. Gene Ontology annotation, cellular component: cytoplasm. The transcript is spliced from 22 exons. The record is from RefSeq and is a predicted model, not a curated record. NCBI's taxonomy places the organism in Eukaryota, Metazoa, Chordata, Actinopteri, Clupeiformes, Clupeidae. Gene Ontology annotation, biological process: protein phosphorylation; regulation of cytoskeleton organization. Gene Ontology annotation, molecular function: protein serine/threonine kinase activity; ATP binding.